CUCAGGCGCUGGGCCGGGCCCCGGGCAGAAUUUUUAGUAUCUGUGACAUGGUAAACCAAACUCUAGUGUGAAAGCACAAGGCAAAAUUUCAUAUGACAAUCAUUCUGUGCUGAAGCAUUAAAUUACUUUGAAGCCACUCCUGCUGGUACUGGAUCUGCACAUGAUCACUGUUCACACAGUGAUUGAAUUAGUAAACAAGAAGCAUGGUGGGAGUACUUACUAAGAGCAGAAAAGCAGGAAUCUGUGGCAGAACUGCCCUUUGAAAAUUGUGGAAAGUUCUCUAGCACUUUUAUUCAGCGAUUAAAUUCAAGACAUGGGGCCAAUGAAAUACAAGUCAAGUGUGUCCUCAGUGUCCUGUGGUCUGCAAUAUCACCAUUCUUUGAUAAAGUGGAGUCCAAAAAUGAAUUUACACAUAGUACGGACUUACUGCUCAUCAGCACCUAAGAGGCCUGAUGCCAAGUCUGCAAUAGAAAUGGCCAUGGGUCUUCUUAAUCGGCUGACAGAAGCUGGGACCAUUAUGGGCAAAAAUUCUCUUCAAAAAAUGUCUGCAACAUGCAAGAGUUGGUGGGACAGAUAUGAAGAGUUUGUUGGAAUUAAUGAAGUGCGAGAGGCUCAGGGAAAAGUGACAGAGGCUGAAAAUGUCUUUAUGAUAGCUCGAGGGAUAGUACGAGAGGCUCGUGAAAACGUAGAAGCCCAACAGAUUAAACUGAAGGAAAUUCGGGACCGCUUAGACAGGGUCUCUCGGGAUGACACCCAGUAUUUAGAACUGGCUACUCUGGAACACAGGUUGCUGCAGGAAGAGAAGAGGUACCGAGCUGCGUAUUUAAAUGCAGAAGAAUCUGAGAGAGAAAAAUUCUCUCUCUUCUCUGCAGCUGUAAGGGAAAGCCAUGAGAAAGAGCGAACAAGAGCUGAAAAAACGAAGAACUGGUCUAUUAUUGGUUCGGUACUGGGAGCCAUUAUAGGUGUUCUUGGUUCCACCUAUGUUAAUCGAGUAAGGCUGCAAGAAUUGAAAGUCUUGGUGCUUGAAGCACAGAAGGGCCCAAUAAAUUUGCAAGAAGCCAUCAAAGAACAGGCCUCCAGCCAUUACUUGCAGCAGAAGGAUCUCAGUGAUGUCAUAGCAGACCUGAAAAAUGUGCUGCAAACAAGGACAUCACAGGAAAUAAAAGAAGGCGCUUUGUUAACUAGAGAAGACAGGAAUGACUCCAUAAAAAUAGAUUCUCUUUUAAUUCCUUUAAACGAACAGCUUAACUACACUAAACAAGUCAGUUCAUGCCUAGGGAGUUUACAACAGCAGUUUAACAGUUUGCAGGAAAGUAUAGCGCAAAUGAUUUCUGAGGUGCAGAGUGUUAAACUCGCGGUUCAUUCUAGACCUACAGAAAGAGUGAUGCCGCGGUCUUCAGUGGAGGGUAAGGGCCAGGCUUCUGCUGUAAGAGAUGUGAUUUUAGAAUUGUGUGAUACCGAGCGGAGACUGGAAACACAAAUGAAGAGAAAUUCUAUUUACAGCACUGCGGUGACAUGCGCUAUGUUUGCUAUUACUCUGCCAGUACUCUAUAUUAUACUUAAAGGGAACUGAUCUCUAAUUAAUUGCCACAAUUUACUAGAUUAGUAAAAGUAAACUUGCAUUCUAAGUACUUAGAGUACAAGUCCAAAUAAAGUUGCGUUAGCAUUUCUCGUUUUGCUUUAUCCUGUAUAUUUGGAAAACUUGUAAAGACUUGGUCCAUCUCCUGCUGCAGGCUCCAUGUUAACAG
Messenger RNA from Gavia stellata (red-throated loon), 1748 nucleotides. RefSeq names its product coiled-coil domain containing 51 (gene CCDC51). Lineage: Eukaryota; Metazoa; Chordata; Aves; Gaviiformes; Gaviidae. Bases 314 to 1573 code for a protein of 419 amino acids. The transcript has 5 exons. The record is from RefSeq and is a predicted model, not a curated record.